AUAUUGAAAAUCGCAAAAACCAAUGGAGAUAAGUAGUAUAAAUAACACUCAAUGCGAUGGUGUGUUUGUCCAGAAUCUGUGUUUCGGGUAUAAUCGGCGACAAAAACCCGAGAUAUCCAACGCCAGCCUACAUGUGCCGCGCGGUGUCAUCUACGGCCUGUUGGGUUCCAGCGGUUGCGGCAAAACAACACUCUUGCGGUGUAUUAUCGGCCGAUUGAAGCCCCGAAAGGGUACCGUCAGAGUGUUUGACACAAAGCCCGGAACCUCUGAAAGUGGUAUUCCAGGCCCGGGUAUUGGAUAUAUGCCACAAGAGUUAGCACUGAUAUCCCAGUUCACCGUCAAAGAGACGCUCCGAUACUAUUCAGGCUUUUGUAAUACCGAUUGCACAAUAUUUCAAAAGCGUAUGCAUUUCUUACUACAAUUACUAGAGUUGUCGCACUUGGAGAACAAGUUUGUCGACAAUCUGUCCGGUGGCCAAAAACGGCGGGUCUCGUUGGCCAUUGCACUCAUCAAUAAUCCGCCGCUACUGAUCCUCGACGAGCCAACAGUCGGUGUCGAUCCCAUACUCAGGGAAUGUAUUUGGAAUUAUUUGGUUAAGAUUAGCAAAGAAGGACUUACGGUAAUAGUGACAACACAUUACAUAGAGGAGGCGGGUUCGGCCGAUAUGGUGGGCUUCAUGAGAUCCGGCAAAAUACUGGCCGAAGGAAAUCCGCACGCAUUGGUGGCCCACUAUCGGGUCAAUACUAUGGAGAAGUUGUUUCUGAUGUUAGCCAAACAGGACGACACUAUUCAACAACAAAACGACAGUUCCCUUGCCAUCGAUCACUCAUUCAUCGACCAAACAGACAAUAUGAAUGAAUCACAUAAGAAAUUAGAGAUACUGUUGAACGAGCCGUUGGUCUGCAACGGAAAAGCCAACAGUUUGUCUCAAUUAGACGCCAAAGCCAUGUCUGCAACGGCAGCGUCGCUGUCGCGGCGCAGCGCCGGACACUACGCCGAUCACAACAGUCUGUUCUCCACCGCCCGCAACAACAAAGAAGUGUAUACACAGAUAGAGCCGGACAUCGAGAUCGUCAACAACGUGUCGGCGCGUAAUAAUAACAACGAAUUAGUUAACUUUAGGACCAAACAAAAGGUGCGGUCCGUCGACCGGAUCAAAGUGUUGUGCAAUAAGAAUCGGCUGCGACUGUUCCGGCGGAUACCAGAGCUGUUGAUAACUAUGUUGUUACCGGCCCUCGAAGUGGCCCUCUUUGCACUUUGCAUGGGUCGCGAUCCCACCGCUGUCCAGUUAGCCGUCAGUAAUCAGGAGUUCCCACCCGUAUUGAGUCAACUCUUUUUGCAAUCCAUUGACAACAACUUUAUUGCAUUAAAAUACUAUCCAACUCCCGAAUCGGCCAUAGAUUCGGUUCGGAAUGCAGACACCUAUUCUGCGCUUAUCAUAUCAGAUAACUUUUCACUGGCGUUGAGAAAUCUAUAUCGAUCGGGUGACCAGAUUGACAAUCAAACAGUGGACGAUAGCACCAUUAAGAUCUAUUACGACGGAUCCAAUGCAUUGCACGUCAAUAUUAUCCGUCGGGAGGUAUUUGGCGCUGUGUUCAAAUUUGCCGAAACGGUUGCCUACACUUUCGGUGAAGACCUGUCCCGAUUCAAACUGCCCGUCCGUUUUGAGCGACCCAUCUAUGGCUCAGAAAAGGCCGAUAUGAUUGAGUUUGUCGGACCGGGACUUAUGAUUUUUAUUGUCUUUUUUGCCACAAUGUCCAUCACUAGUAUGGCUUUCCUAUCGGAGAGACGCGAAGGUACAUUAGAGCGUUCAAUGAUCUCUGGUGUGACACCGACUGAAUUCAUAGUCUCGCAGAUAAUUAACGUCACUCUACUGUUAAUAUCGCAAAUCGCACUGACAGUUGUGAUGGGCUUCUGGAUAUUCGACUUCCCAAUGAAUGGCUCAUACAUAUUGGCCAUAUUAAUGAUGUUUCUUCAGGGUAUAUGCGGUAUGUGCUACGGGCUAAUGUUGUCUGCAAUUUGUACGCACGAGAUAAUCGCCCUGUGUUUGGGCGCCGGCUCUCAACUCAUGUUUUGCUUUAUAACCGGCAUCUUCUGGCCGGUCGACACAAUGAUACCAUUGCUCCGGUAUAUCAGUUAUCUAAUGCCUCAGACAAUACCAAUGGAGGCCUACCGACACAUAUUGAUCCGUGGCUUUGAUUUGUCCAAACAAGCCGUACUCAACGGCUUCCUCAUCACUGGUGUAUGGAUCGCAUUCUUCCUGAUCGCCGCUAUUGUGAUAUUUAAACUUAAAUAAUAAAAAUUGAUAAUUAAUUUUAUUUUUGAAUUAAACUUAAUAUGUGUUACUGAUAUAUGCUAUAAAAAUUAAUUUAAUUAUUGAUGUUUU
Oppia nitens is the source of this 2386-nucleotide messenger RNA. Its product is annotated as ABC transporter G family member 20-like. Gene Ontology annotation, molecular function: ABC-type transporter activity; ATP hydrolysis activity; ATP binding. Gene Ontology annotation, cellular component: membrane. The transcript is spliced from 7 exons. The record is from RefSeq and is a predicted model, not a curated record. The coding region runs from base 23 to 2296 and encodes 757 amino acids. Lineage: Eukaryota; Metazoa; Arthropoda; Arachnida; Sarcoptiformes; Oppiidae.